Drosophila novamexicana is the source of this 687-nucleotide messenger RNA. Its product is annotated as cytidine deaminase. The record is from RefSeq and is a predicted model, not a curated record. The coding region runs from base 68 to 547 and encodes 159 amino acids. Lineage: Eukaryota; Metazoa; Arthropoda; Insecta; Diptera; Drosophilidae. Gene Ontology annotation, cellular component: cytosol. The transcript is spliced from 3 exons. Gene Ontology annotation, molecular function: cytidine deaminase activity; zinc ion binding.
AGUAGAACGCAAAAGCUUUGCUCCUAUUCAACGCUGAAAUUAGAACGUUUAGAAAAUAUAUAGAGCCAUGACGCAGGUGUUCAUAAAUGGUGCUAGAGACGAUGCCAAUGUCCGGCUGCACGACAGCUUAGAUGCUUCCAUACAGGAGCUGAUCAGGGCCGCAGCGGAAGCGCGAAAUCAUGCCUAUUGUCCAUAUAGUAACUUUGCCGUGGGCGCUGCGAUACGCACCAGCGAUGGGGCCAUCUACACUGGGUGCAACAUUGAGAAUGGCGCCUAUGCUGCCAGCAUAUGCGCAGAAAGAACUGCCGCAGUGAAGGCCUUAAGCGAAGGCAAACGCGAGUUUGUGGCCUGCGCCGUGGUGGCAGAGCAGAAUAACGGCUUCACAACGCCCUGCGGUGUGUGUCGUCAGUUUCUGUCCGAGUUUGCCGUCAAUGGCAAGGAUAUACCACUGUAUGCAGCCAAGCCAACCAAUUUGCCGCUCCGUGUGCUGUGUACCAGCGUGCUGGAACUGCUGCCCAAUAGCUUCCGGUUUCUCAAUGGCAAAUAAGGCGCACCAUUCGUCUUAUACUAUGUGAAAUACAACGUGUGAAUACCCCUCAUUUAACCAAGUGCAAUUGUAAAACUACCCCGCUUUGUUAACACAUACACAUGUGCAGAUAACAUUUAUAUUUCCUACUCACCCAUUUG